This is a messenger RNA of Monascus purpureus, 735 nucleotides long. The record is from the annotation of a GenBank genome assembly. NCBI's taxonomy places the organism in Eukaryota, Fungi, Ascomycota, Eurotiomycetes, Eurotiales, Aspergillaceae.
AUGGCAUCCUAUCUCAUUACCGGUUGUUCUCGUGGACUGGGACUUGAGUUAGUCAAACUUCUCGCAAAAUCCACUGUCGCGAACACCAUCCUCGCAACCGCGCGCCGCGAAACCCCAGCCUUGAAAUCGAUCAUCGACUCUGCCGAUGGCCGUGUUCAUUACAUUCCUCUGGAUGUCACCGAUGAUGUCUCUAUCACAUCUGCUGUGGAGACGGUAACGAAAAAGCUGAACGGAAAGGGCCUGGAUGUGCUUAUCAACAAUGCGGCUAUCCAUAUCCUCGAGGCCCAAGGCGCAACCAAGAUGCAUGCCUUGGAGGAGACAUUAAAGGUCAAUACUAUUGCAGUUCACAACGUUUCCUCCGCAUUUCUCCCGUUGCUUGAAAAUGGAACCCAGAAGAAACUCCUCAUUAUCACAUCCCACCUUGGUUCCAUACGGUCCAAGGACAAUUUUGCCGCAGCUCCAUUCCCGUCAUACAAAAUUUCCAAAGCCGCUGUGAAUAUGCUCAUGGCGCAGUAUGCAAUGGAGCUGAAGCCGAAGGGCUACACGGUGUUCGGGGUCAGUCCUGGCUGGCUAAGGACAGAUCUUGGGGGGCCAUUAGCCGAUUUGGAGCCGAUUGUAGGAGCUACGCAGGUCCUGGAAAUUCUGGCGAAGGCGACUCCUGAGGAUGGUGGCCAUUUCAAACAGAUCUUCGUGGAGGGCUCUGAAAUCUAUAAUGGGAAGGAUAUUGCGUGGUGA